GGGAAUGGAAAGUGGGAUGGAAAGCACAUGGGACGAUCGCUGUGAGGUGCUCUGCAGGAGAUAAAGUCCAAGAAUAAGGUUGAAGUAAAUUUAAAACACAUGAACGGGAUGAAAACAGGACAUAGAAACAGAACAAAGACAGAAGUGAGAAGAACAGACGGAAGAAGGACGAAAGUCUAGAGGCACUUGCGGUCCCCAAAAUACGGAAUACGGAACAAGUUAGGGAUAAAGAAUAGGGAGCAAGAAAGAGAAUCGGUGCACUUGGGGAAAGGAGUUGAGAUCACUGCAGUAAUCAGGAAAUUCUGUUUGUAGAGUGUUACUUGAGGAAUAAAGAAGAAUCGACGAUAGCACAGUGAGAUGAUUAAAGGGCUCGCUCUCACAUCGUAACCACCAGGCAGAUAAAGAGAGUAAGACCAGAGUCUCUACGCUUCAGAGGAUUUGUGGGCGGUGGGCUUUGAACACAGUGUGUCAGGGUCGCUUCUCGAGCAACAGCUUCUCAGAUUUCUUUGGGAAAAGUUGGGAGAGAACUUGAUUUCCAAAAUGCCAGUAAAUUACAGUGGCUACUGGAGAAUGCAAUCCAAUGAGAACUUUGAGGAGUACCUCAAGGCACUAGAUGUAAAUGUUGCUUUGCGUAAAAUCGCAGUUCUACUGAAACCCGACAAAGACAUUUCCCAGACUGGAGACCGUGUGGUCAUUAAAACCAUCAGCAGCCUCCGCAACUAUAUCAUGGAGUUCGAUAUUGGCAAAGAGUUUCAAGAGGAUUUGAAGGGGAUUGAUGAUCGUCUGUGCAAGACCACUGUUACCUGGGACGGGGACAAACUUGUGUGUGUGCAAAAAGGAGAGAAAGAGGGCCGUGGAUGGACUCAUUGGAUAGAUGGUGAUGAACUACACCUGGAAAUGCGGGCUGAAGGCGUAACAUGUAAGCAAGUAUUUAAGAAGGUCCAUUGAAGAACCUCAAUGCAGGACUGGAGAAAGGCCAGAGAGACAUUGGCUCAAGCUGGCUGCAGCCUCGAAGAGUUUCAUCAAGAAAAAAAACUUUCAUAUCAGUACAGAUUGUCUUACGGUCAACCUUUCAAAUGUUACAAAAAAUAAGUUGUUGGAUGUCAUUUUUAAAAUCGGUGUCAACAUAAAUUACUUAAUUGAAAGCUAAAUUUAAUCAGAUCUGUAAAGUCGAUUUUUUUUGGCCCUUAAUGCUUCACUAAAAUGCGUGCAAGUCUAUGCUGUGACUUAAGUUGCAAGGUUUUCAAUCAGAUGCUCAUGUCUCAAUCCACUCACUCCUGUGAAUCUAGAUCAAACAAAUCAUUAACUAACUGCCACAUUGGAAGUGUAACCGUCAUCAUUUCCCAUUGUGGUUCACUUUGCUCCUGAUAUGAAACCUUCCCCUGCCUUUAUGGCCAUAGUAAAUGUGAAUAUUGCAACACAGUGAUUUUAAAUAUAUAUAUAUUAAACCUCG
Molecule: messenger RNA, 1453 nt
Organism: Callorhinchus milii (elephant shark)
Lineage: Eukaryota; Metazoa; Chordata; Chondrichthyes; Chimaeriformes; Callorhinchidae
Product: retinol-binding protein 1
Exons: 6
Coding region: 541-948 (135 amino acids)
Biological process (GO): fatty acid transport
Cellular component (GO): nucleus; cytosol
Molecular function (GO): fatty acid binding
Source: RefSeq, a predicted model, not a curated record